Angiostrongylus costaricensis is the source of this 5364-nucleotide messenger RNA. The record is from the annotation of a GenBank genome assembly. NCBI's taxonomy places the organism in Eukaryota, Metazoa, Nematoda, Chromadorea, Rhabditida, Metastrongylidae.
AUGCGGAGAGCGAAGACGAUAUCUGCAGAAUGCGACGAGCCACUGUUACAGGAGAAGGUGAUACAUUCGGCAACGCAAUGCGCGUUCGCGACGUCGCAACUGGUCGCGUGCGCCAGAGUUGUCGCGCCGACCAUCGAGAGCCUUGCCUGUCAAGAACAGCUCACCAGUGCUGCCAAACAGGUAUCGUAUGCAGUCACCGAACUUCUUCACGAUGCCGAGCAUGCCUGCCAAAGAAGUCAUGCGGACGGCCGACAAGCGCUUGGAGAUAUCCAUGAGGCUGCCAGACAAGUCACUCAUGCUCUCGACAGUCUUCUAGAGCAUGUGAAGACGUCGCCGAAGAUUACGAAAACAUCAGAAGAAGAACAAUAUAACGAAGUUUUGAGGACGACACAUAGACUGAUCGCGCAUCAGGGGCCGAGCGAAGAUCUGACUCGUGAGGCUAAGAAAGUGAUUCGUCACAGUCAGAUCCUUAUGGAGCAGUUUGAGCAGGAGGCUCACGAACGCCCCGAGCAUAAAGAUCGUCUCUUGGCGGCUGCACGUCGUGUGGCCACUGCCACAAGUGAUAUGAUCGACGCUACCAGGGAAUGCGAAUCACGACCGACUGAAGCCGAGUCGGAGAUGGCACUAAGAAAUGCUGCUGAGCGUCUGGUAACGGUGACAAAUGAGACGACCAGCGAGCAACAAGCGAAGCACAUCAUGGAGAAGCUGGAGCAGGCCGCACGUCAAACCGCCUACGACGCGACGCAGACGAUCGCUGCCGCCAACGCCGCUAAGGAACUGAUAAAGACGAAGACCACCGUUGAGAAUUUGGUUUAUGAAUGUACAGAAACUGCGGAGCACAUUCCAAAAUUAAUAACGUCGAUUCGAGAAAGCCAGCAAUCACAAUCACCUGGCGAGAAAUUCCGCUCCCAGAGUCGUCUCAUAAGAGACUCUCAUCAGAUUCUCACGCCGGCUACUCGCCUGGUGGAAGUCGCCCGCAACUCAGUGGCUCAUGUAAGCGAACCGCAUAUUGCGUCUAACCUACAGCAGACCAGUAAUGCAUUGUCGACGAACCUUGCUGAAUUGAGAACGGCGCUCAAUGCUGCACAGCAACUGAACUUCAGUCAACAACUGUACCAUAGUGAGGAGCUGAUCAGGGAACUCGACCAGGAACUGCUGGAUGUACAGAAAGCCGCUCAAUCGAAUCAAAUAACACCACCACGUGGAGUGACUGGACAGACGGCUACUUCACAUUUGAUGUCGUCCGCCAGACAGGUUGGCAGUAGUAUUGCACAGCUUGUCUCGGCAGCAACUAGUAAAGACGAACAGCAUAUCGGUGCGUCAGCUGUGGAAGCUGCCCAGAGUCUACGUGCAUUUACCACUGGUGUGACCGAAGUCGUCUCAACGAGAACCGACGUUCAACUGGACUCAAAAACAAUGUUAUACAUCAGUUUCAUCGUCUCCUCUCGCUCUGUUGUACAUGAUUCUGGGCGAGUAUUCGAUCGUGUCCGCGAUCAGGCACCUCCGAGCGUAUUGGCUGAUGCUGCUAAACAGGUGUCCACAAGUCUUCGUCAAGUGAUAGCAUGCUUACCGGAUAAUCAGGCAGUUGAGAAGGCGAUCACACAAAUCCGUACGAUCAGCGUGUCGGCAACGGUUCAUGAACCCGAUGUUCGCGUCGCAGCGUCGCGCCUCGUCGACGCAACAUCGCAACUAGUUCUCUCACUUCGAUCACGGAAUACUCAUGAAGCGAUUAAUGCAUUUGUGACGACGUACACCGAUUUCCAUAUCUCGGUGAUCACUUCUGUGAAAAAUCUACCGGAUAUGGAAUCCCGUCGUCGUACUGUAGAUAAUCUGGAGACAGCUAGAGAGGAGUCGGUAGUAUUGCUAUCUUAUGUUGGUACGGCGACAAGUGACAUAACACAAACAACUAACGUAACGCAAGCGUCACGCAAGUUGAUUGAGACGGUGAACGAACUCGUUGGACAGGGCAUACGCCAUCUUACGGAGCACGCUAAUGUUCCAGUGAACAACUCUACUUAUUUCGGUUGUCUGGACACGAUCACCGAGCAGUCUAGACAUCUGGGAGAAUCCAUGACCGGCAUCGCUAGAAACGCUAAAGCCGUAGACGCCCGUGCAUUGUGCACUAAUGUCAGGCAAUCGGCAGAUGCCGUAUGUUCUCUUGCUGAGUCCGCAUCACAAGCCGCCUAUCUCAUCGGAAUCGCGCAUCCGAAAAGUGUGAGAGGAGAAGCGGCAAUCAUUGACGCGAAUCGUGUGCGUCGUAGUGGAUUGUUGGUUCGCCAAGAUGCCACUGUCGUCGCGAAGCACACUUCGAAUAUGGCAAAUAUGUGCCGCGAAGCAUCGGAGAAAUCGCAGAACGUGAACGUCAAGAAAGAGUUCAUAAACUGUGCCGGCAAAGUAGCGGCUGGUACGGCGAAGUUGAUCACAGCAGUAAAGCAACUCGACAGCAAGCCGAGUGCUGAAACUCGUGAGGUGUGCACUUCGGCCGCUCAAUCUCUUCGAACAGCCACCGAACAACUCGAAAGCUAUGUGGACAAUCCGGAUUUCGCCGGAGUACCGGCUAGAAUCAGCCCUUCCGGUCGUGAUGCUCAGAUCCCGGUACUGACGUCGGCCAGACAAAUGUUAGAUGCAAGUUGCGAGAUGAUCAGCACAGCCAAGAACCUUGCAGUGGCCCCUAUGGAUGCGCCAACGUGGCAACGUUUGGCUGACAACAGCAAAGAGGUGAGUGAAUCUAUUAAGCGGAUGGUAAGUGCGAUUCAUGCGGCUGCGCCAGGACAAGCCGAAUUGGACAGAUGUAUCCGACAACUGGAACAGCUUAUCGUCGAUGUAGAGCGCAGCUCACUCGACAUGAGUGGAGCUCAGGGUGAAGUGUCCUCAUCGGCUGCUGAGAAGCUAAUUCAUCAGUCAAUUCUUUGCGCGUCACAGAGCCUUGCGGAAAAAGUGGAUGAGUUGCGAACAGCAGCCAUUUCUAGGGGUGAAGCGUUACCGCAUUGUGUGGAAGCGCACUGGGAGACUGUUCAACCGCUAGCAGUGUCCGCGUGUGAAGCAGCAGCGAUUGCACGAGACAGUCGUCAGCAAGCCGAAUUGUUCGAUAAAUGUCGUACUGUUGUUGAAGCUGAACUUCAAAUGAUGUACGCUUGUCGAGAUGCUGCUGGGAAUCCGAAGGCAGUCGAAGCGCAUUCACGCGUUGACGAAGCUGCAGUACAACUAAAGGACGCACUCGACGAUAUGAGGAGUACUGUAAGCGCUAUUAGUAGCGAGCAGGGAGUUAUCCAAGGCAUGGUGGAGACGAUCUCACAUUCAAUCGCCGGUACCGAUACUCUGCAGACCGCUACUCAUGGGGCAUCAUUUGCUGAUGCACAAACUAAAAUUAAUACGUAUCUUGAAGAUAUCAGACGAUGCGCAACCGAUAUGCCGUAUGCAGAACCACAAUCACUUGGUAAUAUGGCGCUUACCUUAAGUGAAAAGUAUCGACUACUGGCUGAGGAGGCUAGACAGGCGGUUUCUAUGCUUCCAUCACCUAGUUUAGCUCAAAAGCUCAAAGUGUCAGUGCAGAAACUUGGUACUUCAUGUAUAGACGCUGUGAAACUAACCGAUAGUACUCGUGUUGUCGUGGAACGUGUGAAUGAAGUAUUGGCGUCACUUCACGAAGGCUCUAAAGGCACACAAGCCUGCAUAAAUGCGGCGAAUACCGUAUCCGGAAUCAUAGGCGAUCUAGACACGACUAUAUUAUUUGCUACAAGUGGAAGUUUGAACUUUACUGGCGAACAGCGUGAUUUCAACGAGCACAGAGUAGCGAUCAUUAAGACGGCAAAAGCGCUCGUUGAGGACACCAAAGCCCUAGUUGCUGGGGCAGCAUCGAACCAGGAACAGCUGGCAGUUGCAGCGCAGAAUGCUGUGCGAACCAUUAUCAAUCUAUCCGAUGCGGUCAAAAACGGUGCCGGCAGUCUUCCGAGUUCGAACUCUGAGGCCCAGGUGCUUGUGAUACACGCUGUUCGUGACGUGGCGGCGUCGUUGUCGGCGUUAAUUCAAGCAACGAAAAACGCUUCGGGACGUUCGCUUCACGAUCCAGCUAUGGGCCAUCUGAAGGAGGCGGCUAAGGCAAGUUCAUCUUUGAUGGCUUGUCAAAUUCUGAAGAUUUGCCGGAUCAUGAAGCGUCAGGACAAGACUCAGCAAGGCACAAGGGCGUUAGAGGCAGCUAUAGACGCCAUAGGAAUCGAAAUCAAGACAUAUGACCAUGAAACUGGCGAAGGCACAUCGGGCCCAAUAGGUGCUACACCAGAGCACUUAGCCCGUGCCACAAAGCGCGUCACCGACGCUACAACUCGUCUGGCCGGUGCUGCGCAGACUCUACAACAGAGCGAUGUGAUAGCUGCUGCGAAUAUGGCACGAGCGGCUGUCAGUGAACUGCUCAUGGUAUCGCGAGCAGCUGCUGCUGAUGCCGAUUCGCCUGAAUCCAGAUAUAGAACACUAGAUUCAGGUCGUGAUGUGGCAACUCAGGUGCGAGGUUUGCUUGUCGCAUUGCACACAGUACUGGCUCGAAACGCGGAUCAGUCUUCGCGUCAGUUGCUACUCGAUGCUUCAAGAGGAGUUGCACGAGCAGUGAGAGAUCUUAUCGGAUGCAGCGAGUUAUUGAAGGGUGACACAUGGGCUGAUCACUCUGAUCCAACUGUUAUUGCCGAGAAUGAAUUGAUGGGAGCAGCAAGUUCAAUUGAGGCUGCCGCUGUAAAAUUGGCAGAACUUCGUCCGCGAGUACAGCCGAAAACCGAUGGGAAUUUAGCAUUUGAUGAACAAAUUCUGAGCGCUGCGAAGUCAAUCACAGCUGCCGUACAAACGCUGGUUAAAGCUGCAUCGUCGGCCCAACGAGAACUUGUGGCUCAAGGUCGUCUAGACCACCCACAGCAGCACAGCGAAGAUUAUCAGUGGUCUGAGGGUUUGAUAAGUGCAGCGCGAUUUGUCGUUGCCGCAGUUCAUCAGCUUUGUGAAGCAGCGAAUGCCCUCGUACAGGGUCAAGCUAGUGAGGAGAAGUUGAUCUCUGCUGCCAAACAGGUGGCUGCGUCAACCGCUCAACUACUAGUGGCCUGUAACGUGAAAGCCGACAUGGAUAGUCAGGCCAGGAGAAGACUACAAGCUGCCGGACACGCUGUUAAGACUGCCACAGAACGUUUAGUCAGUUCUGCUAGACAGAGUGUGGUAGAGGACGAGCGGAACAUUAUCAUCUCUGAUCGCCUGGUCAGCGGCAUCGCGCAGGUGAUGGAUGCACAAGAACAGGUUUUACGUAAGGAGAAAGAACUCGUUCAUGCCAGAGAACGUCUUGCAAAUCUCAACAAAGCGAGAUACGAACGUGGAGUAUCGCCAGAUCAGUAG